Molecule: messenger RNA, 1609 nt
Organism: Electrophorus electricus (electric eel)
Lineage: Eukaryota; Metazoa; Chordata; Actinopteri; Gymnotiformes; Gymnotidae
Gene: eaf1
Product: ELL associated factor 1
Biological process (GO): transcription elongation by RNA polymerase II
Cellular component (GO): super elongation complex
Molecular function (GO): transcription elongation factor activity
Source: RefSeq, a predicted model, not a curated record
UAGAACGGUCGUCUGUUUGUCAACAGGUUUGUUUUGAUUAGCUAGGUUAGGUUCGCUACAUUUAAACACUCCGAGCAAUAAGUUAGAUAGUUAAAAGAUUUUCUAAAAUAAAUGUAGGUUUCGACUAUCAACUGCAGUCAUGAACGGGAGCUGUAAUCCUCUCCUGGAUAAAGAGGAGCAUGUUUUAAAGCUUGGCGAGAGCUUUGAGAAACGCCCGAAAUCGUCCUUCCACACGAUUAGAUACGAUUUCAAACCUGCAUCCAUCGAUACUUCCUGUGAGGGUGAGCUGCAGGUGGGCAAAGGAGAUGAAGUCGCCAUUACACUGCCACACAUACCAGGCUCCACCCCUCCUAUGACCGUGUUCAAGGGCAACAAGAGGCCGUAUCAGAAGGACUGCGUUCUGAUCAUCAACCACGACACUGGAGAGUUUAUUCUUGAAAAGCUUUGCAGCAGCAUUCAGGUCAAGAAAACCAGAGCUGAAGGCAGCAGUAAGAUCCAGGCUCGGAUAGAGCAGCAGUCGAUGAGGGCCAGUCAGCCCACCGCGCAGUUCCGUACCCCCACCAAGCCUGGCGCUGGGGCCAAGACCUCGCCCACCAAAGAUAACCCCUCCCCUGAGCCCCAGCUGGAUGACAUCAAAAGAGAGCUGCGAGCAGAGGUUGAGGUCAUCGAGCAGAUGAGCAGCAGCGGCAGCAGCAGCUCCUCCGACUCCGGCAGCUGCUCGGGUAGCGGUGGCGGCGACAGCUCCAGCAGCGACGACGAACAGCAGAGCCCGCCCCCCCAUGGCCGGCCCCGCCCCUCGCCCGCCCGAGACGCUGUGGCCAACGGCACGGAUGAGCCUCAGAACAGCAACCAGCUGAUGAACACGCUCCGGAACGACUUGCAGCUGAGUGAAUCAGGCAGUGACAGUGACGAUGACUGAUGGCCUCCUCUCGCCUAGUGCUCUUCUCCUCUCCCGGCAGCAUCUCUCCGCCGCCUUGCUUUGGGCUUUUUAAACCCUGCCGGUCACUCUCGCGGCGCUUUUUUGUCACAGUCGUAUGUGAAAUGUCUACUUUCACCGUUAGCACUGGAGUUCAAAGAGUGCAUUUUAAUUGGAUGUCUAUUACAAGGUUUUAAUGCGGAGUUGGCUUGGUGUUAAACCUUAGCGUACAUGUUAAAAAAUGCUUCACCAUUAAAGGUGACUGUUGUUAUUGACUGUUAAACUGUUGAUGUUGGUGUAUAUAUGAACUGUGUUCAUGAAGAAUCCUUAGUUAAUAAGGUGGCACGGCCAUGUCUGCCUUUGUGGUACAUCUUCUGCCUCGAUGCGUCCUACUGUUGCAGUUUUGCUGAGGCAGACAGACACCAGUAACGUAUGUUGUAAGAAAUGGAAAAACUCUGUUCUAGCUUCUUGACGGCUGUGCAAAUUUUCGCCUAAAUUGUAGCUUCUAGGUGCAGUGUGUGUGUAUAGACCUUAACAUGAAUGUUGAUUGAACUGAAAUAACCUGGAUGAAUCUGGGCUCCAGAGGAGUCUGCAUGGUAAGGCUCUGAUUCUCGCUCAUUCUCUGAUAUUGUCCUGAAAUGGAACUUUCCUUACCUGUCUCUGUCAUCUAGUAUUAAAGGAGGAGUAAGGAUC